GACAAAGUGGAGCAGUUCAUCACCAAUGCAGCUGUAGUGUGUACAGUGCGCUAGCAGGCUACAUAAAGAAUGGAGGUAAAAGUUUUAGUGGAGGGAAUUCCACGUGUGGUCUGUGGGGUCACAGAACAAACAACAUGCCAAGAGGUAGUCAUUGCUUUGGCCCAAUCUCUGGGCCGCACAGGCCGCUACACGCUGAAGGAGAAGUUCAAGGAGUAUGAGCGCAAUGUGACUCCAGAAGAGCACCUCCUGGAGGCCUUGGGGAAGUACGGCGAGCAAGCACGGGAGGUUCAGCUGGCUCUGCACCACAACGGGCCUACCCACAGCACAGAAGAUGAGGCACCCCCAGGCACAGACACCGUCCGACUGAGGGGACCCCGCUACCAGAGCGGAGGAGGUGGAGGAGGCCAGCUGAGGCGUGCCCACGGUCACCGUGGCAGCGAGGGUAAGAACCUCAACCUUAACCGACAGAGCCUCCCUCCUCUUUCCCGCCUGAAGUUCCAGUCAGAGCCCAUCCCAGAGGAGACCAGGAAGCCCAAGAGGAAGUCCCUAACCCUGAUGGAGGAGGCCUGGGGAUGGCUGGAGAGCCUGGGCCGUGGCAGCAGACAGCAGUCCAGCCCCAGAGACAGAACCAGGGUUGGCAAGGAGGACCACAAGGGUGCCAUCACCACCACCAUCACAAGUGAACACAGGGUAAACAGACUCUCUCAAAGCCUCUCUGAUCAACCUACACAGGUGGCUGCUCUUCCACCUUUGCCGCCAGGGAGGAACAGAAGAGACAAGGGUCAGGCUAUUGAGGUACCAAGGGUCAUCGGUUGCCUGGGGAGCUUUGCAAGAGAUGAUGAUCAGGAGGAUGGAGAUGAGAAGAAAAUGCGAGCAGAUAUCAAAGUGCAAAGGAACAAGAGGAAAGAUUCUCUGCAGCAGCAGCAGCAUGCUAACUUGCCCUUCCUGAGGGUGGAGGACCUUCACGUGAGGGCCAGCAGGGAAGUCGAAGAGCAGAAGGAGGAACUGAGGGCGCUCAUCCUUCACCAACAGUCCAGCCUCGUGGAUCUACAGUCACGGAUCAACACGUCGGACGACGAGAUCUGCACGUUGAUGGACCAGCAGAGUAAACGCCAGACGAACCAGGAGAAGACUCAAACUCAGACUCCAGCCCAUAUAUACACGUUGGAGGAGGCCGAGCAGCUGGCCUUCUGGGAGAACGAGCUGAGGGACGAGGAGGGCUUCGAGAGGGACCUCCAGCAGCAGUUUCUGGAACUGAAGGAGAAGGCAGGCGAGUGCAAGGCAUCGCUGCAGGAGUACCAACGCAGGCUGGAGGAGCUCGACCUCAGCUCGAGCCUGGCGACUCUCUUCCCCAAACGAGAUCCCAGAGACACAGGCAAAGAGGCAGAGACAGAAAGGCAGACAGCAAAAGCCAGACUGGAAACACCAAGCACUGGUGGCAUGGCACCCCACACUGCAACUCGGCCUUCAGUGCAGAAAAGAGAGCUGUUUGAGAAUGCAGGGGCAAGACAGAGUAGAACGGGCAGUUUAAACAAAACACCAAGCAUCGGUGCAGCACACAGCAUAACCCGGACUCCAGCCCAAAACAGAGAACUGUUUGAAAGCUUGGGUGCAAGACAGAGUGGUGCCAGCACCUCAGGCAGGCAGCGAGGGGGUGCAGCUAGUGCAAAGCUUCCUCGAAUGUUUGUAGCUCCAGUUCAGUCAUCGUCAGCGGUGGCGGAAGGGGACGCCAGGAUGAGUGACAGGAGGCAGCUGAGGGAGUGGUGGGCGCGCUGGUCAGCUGGCCAGGCAGCAUCCAGGUCUGAGGAGGGGAGCAAAACUCAAGCUGUCCACCGCUCUGAGAUAACCAUACACCUCAGUGGCACCAGAGUCUGAGGAGACUACAAAUAGAUGCUCAAAUGGUUCCACUUUUCGGACUGAAUUUCUGUUCAGACUGCCUGAGAAACAUAGUAUGCUCUGGUAAUAUUUGCCAUUGGGCUGUGAUUUUGGAUAUGACAAAAAUGAAUCACUGCAAUAACAUCACUUAAUGUGAGUCUAAAAAGAGUCCAGCCCAUUCUUAAGUCUGAGAUUAUUUCAAUGACUUAAUUUCAUUGCAUUCACAUGCUGUUUGUAGUUAAGACCGUAUUAAUUCACACAAGAGCAGGGUGGGACAGUAGCGAGACGACAGGUCUUUCUGCUUAGUUUCGGCCAGUGUGUUCUACUCAUCCUCUAACACUGACAGUGUCGGCAUGCGCGGCCAGUCCAGUUCAAAAUCAGAGCGGAGCCGGCCCCUGUGCCGCUACUGCCCAACUACCGCCGGUUGGUGGAAGGACAGAUCUGUUUCCAUGUAUUUGACACCGCCGGUAAGAAUCGCUUCCGUCCCACGACGCUUCACCACUCUGGUGUGAAUUAGGCCUGAGGCAUUAUGCGGGUCAGAUGUAUAAAUUGAACAGUGUGUCGUUGAAGUUGUUACAGUAUUUCAAAAUAGGGACUCAACCAAAAGGUACUGUAUAUACAGAAUCCAUCUUGAAAUGCAGGAAGGAACUGAUACAGCAGGCAAUUGGUGUAUUUUAGUGAUGUAAAAACACAUUUUUCCAAGUAUAUCAUUACAAAUGUCUUAUUCUUCCUCUUUAAAAAAAUAAAAUAGAACAUUCAGUUCAAUGUGGUUUAGUUUUUGUUUUUUUUUUUAAAUAGAAAAGACAAGGCAACAGCAUUCAUUUUCAUAAAACGUUUAUUUCAAUUUUGUUUUUCAUUCAAGACCAUUAACAAAAGUAUAUAGGGAGAAACCCCAUAUGCAGUUAAGCUGGAGCUCAACAUUCUCCAGCUUAAAUUCAACUUGACAGUCGGACAGCCCCACGUGUCUUCUGAAGCACAGCAAAGCCCCACCGCUGGCUCUAACACCACACUAAUCGAAACCCUUAGGAUUUUUGUGUAUUUGCUAUAUGAUCUUCAGUCACCCAUUCCUUUCCAUUUUUUCCUCACUCAUCUUAGUCAUAUUUUGAUGUUUUUAAUCUCCCACUAAGCGAAAGCACACAUUACAUACAGUAUAGUUUUUUUUAAACCAACCAGAGUGCAUACUUGUAUUAUUUCUACUGGAAACAGAAGCCAUCCUAUGAUUGAUUUUUUUUGUCCUAGGUUUUUUCUUUUUUUGGCGGUUGGCUGGGGUUUGAGGAUAUCUAAUUUUUUUGUUUCAUUUAUUUUAGGCACCUUAAUCUUACUGUAGUUUUUUUUCUUUUCAUAAGCAGACAUUUGAGUUUAAAUAGAACAGAGAAAGCAAAAGAUGUGCAAAGAAAAAAAAAACAGUACACUGUAUAAAAGUAGUGAUGAGUAACUGAUGCCAUUUGGAAUUCUGCACCUGGGAAAGGAAGGUGUGGAACCGGGAAGCCUGGGAAUACCUAAAGGCAUCAAAAACAGAUUCCGGAAAAAUCCAACCAGGAAAGAAAAAAAAAAAGAAAAAAAAGAGAGAAAGAAACUCAAACCAAACUUAAAAUGGAAAUAAGAGCGGUGGAGAGAAGAAAAAGAAACAUAAUAAAAUAAUAAAUCAAAAACAAAUCAUUCACAUUGUUUACAAAACAACAAAACAUGAGCAUUGACCUCAUGACACAGUGUUUCUAGGUCCGGGGUCAAAGUUCGCGAGGAUCAAAAAGGAGGGGGUGUGUUAAAAACUGCUCUAAAAACCGAGCAGGGAGAAGGAGGCUUCCUAUGCAUAGAAUCUCACACACAAUCAGUUUGCUUUGAUUGAUCUAUGAACAACACCCAAACAUGGGGAAGGUUAGUUACAGGUGAAAAAAAGAGGUGGG
Messenger RNA from Engraulis encrasicolus (European anchovy), 3779 nucleotides. It is a transcript of the gene rassf11, whose product is annotated as Ras association domain family member 11. The transcript is spliced from 3 exons. Lineage: Eukaryota; Metazoa; Chordata; Actinopteri; Clupeiformes; Engraulidae. The record is from RefSeq and is a predicted model, not a curated record. The coding region runs from base 70 to 1875 and encodes 601 amino acids.